Molecule: messenger RNA, 1294 nt
Organism: Geodia barretti
Lineage: Eukaryota; Metazoa; Porifera; Demospongiae; Tetractinellida; Geodiidae
Source: the annotation of a GenBank genome assembly
CGAUCUACCCUACGAACUUUCACAGGACGUAUCUUCCAAUAGUCGAUUAUGCACCCACCACCUCCUCCAUCUCCCUCCGCAACUACAUCACUGAGGGGGCCUCUGAGGAUGUUUGGAGGGAACUCUGCACCACCUAUAUAUCGUCUUUCAACGACUCAGAGUCCAGCACGGAGCCGUCAGUCCCUGUCCCACUCCUUCUGCGACCUCUGUUCCGACAUCUCCGCACGACAAGGAAGGAGCAUAUCAACCUCCUGUCGAAUGGGACAGGGAAGUCGUUUGUUGCAGCCAUGUUCUCCGUCCUCGACAUUGAGAUGAAUGUGAGGACAUCGACCACCAACGACCCACGUAGCGACUGGAUGGUGAGAAGGUGUCGGGGGUGGUGGAUGUGGCGGUGGCGAGUGGGGGGGUGUGGUGAGAGAUCAAUAAAUGGGUGUGGUACAGCUGCUGGCCGCCGUGAGUGCGAGGAGGAGCAUACAAGGGAGCUGGCCCUAUGGUUUGAGCGUAAACCACGAGAACAAAACUGUGAUAGAGUGGCAGUACAUGCAAGAAAAGGUUUACCUUGAGGAAUCUCAUAUUUGGAGGCCCCAUCCCGUCAAAGAUAUUAUUAUGUUGGAUGGAACGAAUCCAGCGACGUGCUACAAAGUAUAUUCUGAACGACUAUAAGUCAGAUUACAAUCAUCGCUUACUGUCACUUAGACUUCUCCCUCUCGUUAUGCAACUUGAGCUGUAUGACAUUAUGUGUUGCCUCUAUACCCCAGAUCCUUCUAAUACCUUUCCCCUGCAGUCUUACGUACAUUUCUCAGAAGGCAAUACCCGGUCUUCAACCCACCUGAAGCUGAUGCAUUCCCUCUGUAAAUCAACGUUACACGUCACUUGUAUUUCAACAAACUUCCACGGCUCUGGAACUAUUAACCUUUUUCUUACCAUUCGGAAUCAAGUUCUUGAAGCAUUUUGGUCACAUUUUGAAUCUCAUUUUCUAAGUACAAAUCCAUGCACAUUUCACUAUAAUUAUUUGCCCAUGUUCUGUGUGUGUUUGUUCAUCAAUUACUCUAACACUCUGUUAGUGUUCCAUCAGUACAAGUCACAAAGUCUGUAUGCCUGUCCUUUUUUGUUAUUUUUGUCCCUUUCUUCAUGUAUAUACUGUGAAGCUAAAGGGGAAAAAAAGAAAAAAGUGUGAUACAAUGAAGUGCAGCAAGCUUGUUGUUGCCACAAGCUUCAACAAGAUUGACUUGGGGAUGCCAGGCUUGAUCAGGCUAACUGACUGCUGUAUUGAACAAGCUUGCUCCAAGCCUGU